Pediculus humanus corporis (human body louse) is the source of this 5760-nucleotide messenger RNA. Its product is annotated as Plexin-A1 precursor, putative. Gene Ontology annotation, cellular component: semaphorin receptor complex. Gene Ontology annotation, molecular function: semaphorin receptor activity; protein binding. NCBI's taxonomy places the organism in Eukaryota, Metazoa, Arthropoda, Insecta, Psocodea, Pediculidae. The record is from RefSeq and is a predicted model, not a curated record. Gene Ontology annotation, biological process: semaphorin-plexin signaling pathway involved in axon guidance; regulation of cell shape; negative regulation of cell adhesion. The transcript has 25 exons. Bases 1 to 5760 code for a protein of 1919 amino acids.
AUGAAGAAGAUGGUGACGAUGAUGUUGACGUUGCUUGGCGGGUUUGGUUUGAUCUCGCCGACUCGUUGCACCAUCAUCAAAUCGUUCGCCGAUGAGCAAAUUGAAAAAUUCAAUCAUCUUGUCGUUGAUAAAAAUACGGGGCGAGUUUUUAUCGGAGCCAUAAAUAAAUUGUACCAACUUUCGCCCGAUUUAGAGUUGGUCAUAUCGGAAUCGACGGGUCCGCAUGAAUAUUCGUCUCAGUGUUCGGUAUUGGAUUGUCUCCCGACCAUAGUUAAAAAAUUAACGGAUAACGUGAACAAAGCUCUCGUCAUCGAUUACACUACAAGUCGGUUAAUUGUGUGCGGAAGUCUUUUUCAGGGAACAUGUUCGGUACGAAACCUUCACAACAUAUCCGACGUGGUUCAAUCGGUAAAAGAAGCCGUGGUCGCGAGCAACAAAACGGCGUCAACCGUGGCAUUCAUAGCUCCGGGACCGCCGAACCCUCCCGUGACUCAAGUCAUGUACGUGGGAGUGACGUAUUCGGGAGGGAAUUCUCCCUACAGCUCAGAAGUACCUGCAGUUUGCUCUCGAAGUUUAGAUCCGAACAAAAUGUUUACGAUAGCCAAAACGGCCGUGACCACGGGGACUAGAAUGUUUGUCAAUUCCUUAGCUCGAGAGCGGUACCUUAUAAAUUACGUUUACGGUUUUAGUUCGGGUGGUUUCAGUUAUUUUUUGACCAAUCAAAUGAAAUCGACUCAAGCGUCACCGUUUAUAUCAAAGUUAGUACGAAUUUGUCACGACGAUCCCAAUUAUUAUUCGUAUACCGAAAUACCGAUCGAAUGUACGACGACGACGACCGGAAAAUCGGAAAAGAUUAAAAAUUUCAACUUGGUACAGGCAGCUUACGUUGGGAAACCCGGUUCGGAUUUGGCCGCGGAUUUAGGCAUCACCGCUCAAGACGACGUUCUUUUUGCCGUUUUUUCAGAAACGGACCUAAGCGAAGGAGAAACCUCGAGCAAACCCGCUCCCUCGAGCGGUCUAUGCGUUUACACUUUGAAAAGCAUUCGAAGGAAAUUUAUGGAAAACAUAAAGACUUGCUUCGAGGGUAAAGCCAACAGGGGUCUGGAUUUCGUAUCGACCGGUCACCAUUGCGUUCCAACGAAAUUGCAAAGCAUAAGCGAAGAUUUUUGCGGUUUAGAUGUUAAUACUCCUCUGGGUGGUGAAUCACCCAUUCAGACAGAGGCAGCUUUAGCUUUUAAUGAUCUUUUAACGGCAGUUGCGGCUACUUCGACUGGAGAUUACACCGUCGUAUUUUUGGGAACGGGAAAUGGACACCUGAAAAAGGUCGUCGUUGAGGGUUCGUCAUCGGCUUUACAAUAUGGAGAUGAAAUAAUUGAUGAAAAUUCGGCAACGAAUCCGGAUUUGUAUUUUGAUGCUCAGCAAAUACAUUUGUACGUGAUGACGGAGAGAAGAGUGUCAAAAGUAAAAGUGCAAGAAUGUAGCGUUUAUAAAACUUGUUGGGACUGCCUUAAUGCCAAAGAUCCAUAUUGCGGAUGGUGUUCUCUAGAAAACAAAUGUAGCUUGAGAAGCGAUUGUCAAGAUGCUGCUAAGGAUCCAUUAUAUUGGAUAUCAUAUAAAAGUGGAAGAUGUACGACCAUAACUACAGUCACACCGAAUCAACUUCAACGAACCACUGCCAGAACGCUUGAAUUGGUGAUUGAUAACCUUCCCACAUUGCCUGGACAAUUUCUUUGCGCUUUUACUGCUCUUGAUAAAGUUCUCAUAACAAAUGCUACGAGAAAAUCUUAUGGUGUUAAUUGUACGACGCCUCGAACUGAUUUACUUCCUUCCAUACCGGCUGGACAGCAUCAUUUUGUAUCACGUUUAUCAGUUCGAAUGACUUCUGGUCCAGAUUUUGUACAAACGAAUUUUACAUUUUUCGACUGCAACACUUACAGUUCCUGCACUCAGUGCGUAUCGUCAAUGUUUCCCUGUGAUUGGUGUGUCGAUGGUCACAGGUGCACUCACGAUACGGCGGAAAAUUGUAGAAAUGAUAUCCUCGUUACCGGAGUUAGCAGGAUCGGUCCCAGCUAUAGGAGUGGCCCAGGAUUUUGUCCAACUAUUAACGCUACUGCAGAAGGCUCUCCAGAAAUUUUGGCUCCGUCCGGUAUGAAGAAAGUUAUCAAAGUUAAAGUUCAUAUUAUAGGACAAUUCAUUGUUCAAACUCGUUUCGUCUGUCAAUUCAAUAUCGAGGGAAGAGUGACUCACGUUAACGCCCGUCUACUCGGUGAUACCAUUUACUGCGAGAAUAUGGAAUUUUCUUACACUUCAAGAGCUCCUAACAUAACGGUUCCUUUUGCUGUCAUUUGGGGAGGAUCAAAACCUUUGGAUAAUCCUGAUAACGUUCACAUUGUUAUUUACCGCUGUAGAGAUAUGGCUGACAAUUGUGGAAUGUGUUUGGCUCUGUCGGAAAAAUACGAGUGUGGAUGGUGUCAAAGCGCAGAUAGAUGUGAAGUUAAGGAUCAGUGCGAUCAAGGAAGUGGAGUAUGGUUGGAUCGAGAACAAACUUGUCCGAAUCCCGAGGUGUACGAAUUCGAACCAAUGAUGGGACCGUGGGAAGGUGGAACAAACAUAACCAUUCGCGGAAUAAAUCUGGGAAAAUCUUUUCAAGAUAUUUACGGUGGAGUCAUGGUGGCUGGCGUUCAAUGUGAACCGUAUAAAGAACUCUAUAUAAAAACGAAAGAAAUAAUUUGUAAAGUAGAUGGGCCCGGAAGUAGCAAACCCCGGAGUGGUCCUGUGAUUGUAAAAGUCGAAGAUUUCAGGGGCGAAUCAAAAUCUAAUUAUAAUUUUGUCGAUCCUCAAAUAUAUGGAAUCAGUCCAACGUUUGGUCCUAAAUCGGGAGGCACGGUUCUUAGAAUAAAAGGGAAAUUUAUGAACGCCGGAAGUAGAACUUUAGCUUUUAUCGAUGAGCUUCCUUGUGAAAUCAACAGCACAAGUUCUGAUGAGGCUAUUUGCAUCACGAGUUCAUCUGAUAAGCAAAGAACCGGAGCUUUAAGAAUGAAGUUUGAUAAAGGUGAUCGAUAUUUUGACAAAGGCUCAUUCGAAUACGUUGAAGAUCCAACAAUCGAAUCCGCAGAAUCGGGUCCUCUAAGUCAGUUAAAGAUACCAAAAGGAAUUCCUGCCGGGGGUAUUAAAAUUUCUGUUGUGGGGAAAAACUUCGUGAGCAUUCAAAAUCCCCAGAUGUAUGUUUAUUACGAUAAUAAAAAGUUUGUCAGCGAUUGCACUGUACUAUCUAAUACUAACAUGCAAUGCUCAUCACCUCAAAUACAAGUUCCAAACGAUGUUGUUAUUGAUCCAGAUCAACCUUUACCGUUGCUAUACGGGUUUCACAUGGAUAAAGUAUUAGGCGUUCAAAAUCUUUCAGUCAAACAAGGGUAUCCCCCGUUUUCAUUGUAUCCCAAUCCCGUUUACGAGCCGUUCGAUGAAGAAAUAAAGCACUAUAAAAGUGAUUACCUAACAAUUAAUGGUCAACAUUUGGAUAGAGCUUCUCAAGAAACUGACGUGUCGGUUCAAAUUGGUAGUAGCGUUUGUAAUGUGACAUCACUUUCGAGGCAACAACUUACUUGCCGUCCACCCGAAACCCAACCCCCGCCCGUGGAUGCCGAAGGAACUUCUGAUCAGCAUAGUCUUCCAGAAGUUGUGGUUAUCGUCGGCGGAUCCUUACGUUAUAAAAUAGGAAAACUAAGUUACACAUCACUCACUGGGAGCGCAGGGCCGUUAACCAAGCCUACUGUAAUUGCAAUAGUAGUUGUUAUUUUGGUCAUUUUUGUGAUUUUCUUGUGCUUUUUGAUCGCGUACAGAAGGAAAUCCACCGAGAGUAGCAGAGUGUUGAAAAAUAUGCAAGAACAAAUGGAUAUUUUGGAAUUGAGGGUAGCCGCAGAAUGCAAAGAAGCUUUCGCCGAACUUCAAACCGAAAUGACUGACGUAACGGGAGAUUUAACUUCCGGUGGAAUACCAUUUUUAGAUUAUCGUUCUUACGCGAUGAAAAUAUUAUUUCCAAAUAUGGAAGAUCACGCAGUUCUCCAGUUGGAGCGCUCCGAACUUCAUCAUAAAGAAAAAGCUUUAAGGAUUUUCGGUCAACUCAUAAUAAAUAAAACGUUUCUUUUACUUUUCAUCAGAACUUUGGAAAGUAAUCGUUAUUUUUCCAUGAGAGACAGAGUAAAUGUUGCUUCUUUGAUCAUGGUGACGCUUCAAGGUAAAUUAGAAUAUUGUACGGAUAUUUUAAAAACUUUGUUGGCAGAACUCAUUGAAAAAUGCAUGGAAGGAAAAAGUCAUCCAAAGCUUCUUCUCAGAAGAACGGAAAGCGUUGCUGAAAAAAUGCUCUCUGCUUGGUUUACGUUCCUUUUAUAUAAAUUUCUUAGAGAAUGCGCUGGUGAACCUCUUUACAUGCUCUUCAGAGCGGUGAAGCAACAAGUGGAUAAGGGUCCCGUCGAUGCCAUCACAUCGGAAGCCCGUUAUUCUCUUAGCGAAGAAAAGCUUAUACGACAGUCCAUUGAUUAUAAACCAAUGACGGUUUUUGUGUCAAUAUCACAGCAAACUAUUUUCUCCGGAGGUCUUGACCCGAACACGGAAAACGUACCCGUCAAAGUUUUAGAUUGUGAUACGAUAUCACAGGUCAAAGAAAAAGCUCUCGAUACCAUAUACAGAGCAAUACCUUAUAGUCAACGUCCAAGAAAAGAUGAUUUAGAUUUAGGUACAACGGGUACCUCUGGAAGGUUAAUAUUAUACGAUGAAGAUACGACAACAAAAACAGAGGGAGAAUGGAAGAAAAGAAAUACUUUAAAUCAUUAUAGAGUUCCGGAUGGUGGAAUGUUGAAUCUAGUCUCAAAACAAUCGUCUAUGUAUAAUUUAACUAUAUUAUCAGAUAAAACGGAUAAAUCACACAAAUACGAAACGUUAAAUUCGUCGAAAUAUGCAGCGGCGAGUCCGCCAUUAAGUCGAGCAACUUCGCCGCUCAAUCAUGACCACGAAGGAGGUAUCAAGAUAUGGCAUUUAGUAAAACACCACGAUAACGAUCCUCAAAAAGAAGGUGAAAGAGGAAAUAAAAUGGUUUCAGAAAUUUAUUUAACUCGACUGCUGGCUACAAAGGGAACCCUUCAAAAGUUUGUGGACGAUCUUUUCGAGACAAUCUUUAGCACAGCUCACAGAGGUAGCGCACUUCCCCUGGCUAUCAAAUACAUGUUCGACUUUUUAGACGAUCAAGCUUUGCUUCACGGCAUAACGGAUCCGGAAGUAGUUCACACAUGGAAAAGUAAUAGCUUACCGUUAAGGUUUUGGGUUAACUUGAUAAAAAAUCCCAAUUUCGUAUUCGACAUUCACAAAUCAAAUAUAGUCGAUUCUUGUUUGUCGGUUGUCGCGCAAACUUUUAUGGAUUCUUGUUCAACUUCUGAUCACAGGCUAGGGAAAGAUUCGCCUAGUUCGAAAUUACUAUAUGCUAAAGACAUUCCCGCGUAUAAGGAGUGGGUCGAACGUUAUUAUUCGGAUAUAAAAUUAAUGCCAGCUAUUUCCGAUCAGGAUAUGGCCGCCAUGCUUGCUGAAGAAUCGAGACUGCAUUCGACGGAAUUCAACACAAACUGUGCAUUAUACGAAUUAUAUUCGUACGCGACAAAAUACAACGAACAAUUAAUGGUCACAUUAGAAGAAGAUGAAUUUUCACAAAAACAAAGAUUAGCAUAUAAAUUGGAGCAAGUGCACAAUAGUAUGGUGGACCACAAUCCGUGA